Messenger RNA from Ceratotherium simum simum (southern white rhinoceros), 1591 nucleotides. Lineage: Eukaryota; Metazoa; Chordata; Mammalia; Perissodactyla; Rhinocerotidae. The record is from RefSeq and is a predicted model, not a curated record.
CAUUAAGGUGGCCGGAAGUACCUGACUCCCACCCGGAGUCAAAGAAGGAAAACGGCUCCACUGGAGAGCUGGGAGGAGUGAGGGGCGAGGCAGGAGCACGAAGCACACAGCCUUCUCCUGUGGUCAGGGGACUCCUGCUGCUGGCCUUCUCGGAAUGGGCCGCCCAGGGAGGGAGACCCUGUCUUUCUUCUUUAUGUUAGUGCCCAUGUGCCUGCAUGAGGCUUUGUCAUGGGAAGCCGGCCCUGCAGGGCACAGCACACCGUUGGAGAGGCUCCGUCAACUGGAAGAGCGGUUUCGGAGGUUCCAAGAGGUGACCUUAACACACCUGCAGAGCAUUGCCAGCAACUACAACCUGUCGUACAACAUCGACGCCCGGUUCUGGAGCCUGGCCCAGGAGAGCCGGGCCAUAGCUCUGGCCGUCAACCAGUCGCAGGCUGCCGUGCAGGGUGAUCUGGGCCACCUCAAGACCUGGAUGCAGAAGACAUGGCGCAGAAGCCGGAAGGUGGACUCCAGGCUGAGGGCCUUGAGUGCCGCCCUGAGCCAGAGGAGCAAGCAGUGCACCCGGGAGAGGAAGAAGCAGGAGGCACAAAGGGCUGCCCUCUCGGGCCUGGCCCUGGACGUGCGGGCCCUACAGGACAUGCUGGCUCGCCUUACGCCCCUCGUCCAGAGCCAGGGCGCCAGGCUGGCUGCUCUCAAGGGGCAGCUGCAGGUGGCUGGUCCUGGCACCACUGCCCCGGGGCUGACCCCGGCCCAGCCUGGGCCACCAAGCCCAAGGUCCCCAAAGCCACAAGGGGAUAGGCAGGCUCUCAGAACUUUGCCUGAGCCCGGGGACCGGCCUCAGGACUUUGCUGGCCGUCUCCCAGGGACACGGGAGCCCCCAGACCCAGGCAGCCAGCGGGCGUGGCCCCCCGAGAGACUGGGAGAAAGUAAGUACCAUGGGCCUGCUCUCGUUUGCAAUGUGGGCCCAGUGCUCAUCUUCCCCAACGCCUCCACCGAGAACGUGGUCUUCCUCAGCCCCAGCUUCCUCUCGGGCCUGCAGGCUCUGUCUGUCUGCAGCUGGGUCCGCACGGCCUCGGGCCACCUGGGCACCCUCCUCUCUUACGCCACCGAAGAAAAUGAAAACAAGCUGGUGCUGCACGGCCGGGACUCCCUGGUCCCCGGCUCCAUCCACUUUGUGAUUGGAGCCCCAGCCUUCAGGGAGCUGUCCCUGCAGCCACUCCUGGACGGCCAGUGGCACCACGUGUGUAUCAUCUGGACAUCAAUCCUGGGCAGGUACUGGCUCCACAUGGACCGCAGGCUGGUGGCCACCGGCUCCCACUUCAGGGAGGGCUACGAGAUCCCUCCAGGAGGGUCCCUUGUGCUGGGCCGGGAGCAAGACAGCGUCGGGAGCGGGUUUGACAGCUCUGAGGCCUUCGUGGGGAGCAUGGCAGGCCUGGCCAUCUGGGACCGGGCGCUGGUCUCUGGGAAAGUCUCAAAUCUUGCCACUGGGAAGGAGCUCCCAACGGGUGCCAUCCUGACGCUGGCCAACGCCACAUCAGUAGGCAGAUUCGUGCAGAGGGUGAACUGCACCUGCCCCGAGCUCUGUCCAUGA